This is a messenger RNA of Protobothrops mucrosquamatus (brown spotted pit viper), 2468 nucleotides long. RefSeq names its product N-deacetylase and N-sulfotransferase 2 (gene NDST2). Gene Ontology annotation, molecular function: deacetylase activity; heparan sulfate N-sulfotransferase activity. The record is from RefSeq and is a predicted model, not a curated record. The transcript has 8 exons. Bases 7 to 1083 code for a protein of 358 amino acids. NCBI's taxonomy places the organism in Eukaryota, Metazoa, Chordata, Lepidosauria, Squamata, Viperidae. Gene Ontology annotation, cellular component: Golgi apparatus.
AUCUUCAUGACCCACUUGUCCAAUUAUGGCAAUGACCGGCUUGGGCUCUACACUUUUGAAAGUCUUGUCAAAUUUGUGCAAUGCUGGACCAAUCUUCGUCUCCAGACUUUGCCUCCCAUCCAGUUGGCCAAAAAGUAUUUUGAAAUAUUUUCAGAGGAAAAGAACCCUCUGUGGCAGAACCCUUGUGAUGACAAGCGCCAUAAGGAUAUCUGGUCAAAAGAGAAGACAUGUGACCGGCUUCCCAAGUUCCUUAUUAUUGGUCCUCAAAAAACUGGCACAACCGCUGUGCAUUUCUUUCUCUCCAUGCACCCAGCUGUGACUAGCAAUUUCCCAAGCCCGUCCACCUUUGAAGAGAUCCAGUUCUUUAACGGACCCAAUUAUCACAAAGGAAUUGAUUGGUACAUGGAAUUCUUCCCCAUCCCUUCUAAUGCCAGCACAGACUUCAUGUUUGAGAAAAGUGCCAAUUACUUCGAUACCGGGGUGGUCCCCAAACGAAGUGCAGCCCUUCUUCCACAGGCCAAAAUCAUUGCUGUCCUCAUCAACCCCGCUGACCGAGCCUACUCUUGGUAUCAGCACCAACGUGCUCACAGUGACCCUGUGGCACUUAACUACACCUUUUACCAGACCAUUUCUGCUGGACCCCAGGCCCCUCAAGAGCUGCACAAUCUACAGAGUCGCUGCCUGAAUCCUGGAUUAUAUUCGACGCACCUGGAGAGAUGGUUGACGUAUUUUCCAUCAGGACAGAUUCUGAUCGUUGAUGGGCAGGAGCUCCGACACAAUCCUUUUUCCAUCAUGGACAACAUUCAACGGUUUCUGGGAAUUACACCACUGCUGAACUACACACAAGCACUAAAGUACGAUGACGCAAAGGGAUUUUGGUGCCAGCUACUCGAUGGAGGAAAGACGAAAUGCCUGGGGAGGAGUAAAGGGAGAAAAUAUCCAGAGAUGGAUUCCUCGUCCCGCAUGUUCCUGGCAGAUUUCUACCAUGAGCACAACACUGAAUUAUCCAAGUUGCUGAACACCCUCAGGCAGCCACUUCCCACGUGGCUCCGGGAAGAGCUGCAGAAUUCCAGCUGGAGCUGAAGCCCAGAUCUCCACCACCAAGACUGCCAAACAUAAAGUGGGAGCCCUCGGGAAGGACACAUAAUGUGUGAACACACACACGCACAUACCACUGCCAACUUUCCUUGAAUCACUCAGAGAGGGAGGAGGAACCGUGCUGUCUGUGGGUGAACCAUGCACCUUUUAACUCUUUUAUGGUUUGACUCAGCUGAGAAACACCUUCAGGCCGUAAUUGCGUAAGAUAAGCUGUGCACCAGUUGCCCGUCGUUCCCAAAUCCGACAGUCACUAACAUAGGAAUGGGUGUAGCCUGUAAUUCCCAGAUGCAAGGAAGCUGAGAGUAGCGUCUCAAAAGGAGCGGAAACACGCAAAUGUGGUUGGCUACUGUGACAUUUCUUGUUAAUGUCCAAAAUGCUCAGGAAACUAGCAAGUGAAUGUCUUAACUGUUUGUGACAACUCUGUUACGUAUUGGGGGUGGUGUUUCCAAAGUUCUUAAGUCAGGCAUCAAAACGGCCUUUUCUUAAGUCCAUUUUAGUUAUUUCAUUAUUUCUACUCCGGAGGGGUCAGGGAGACAAAAUGGGUGACGCCGCUAGGAUGGUACAGACGUUCUUAGAAAGUGGGUUUGUGACAAGUAAAAGAUGGGAGAGAAAUCUGAGGUGCUCUCUUCAGCCACUGCAAGGAACUUAUCUUCAUCUGGAAUGAAAAGUUGUCCCCUGAUGCCCGCUGCAUGGAUUUUUCUUCUGGCAUUUAGUUGUUAGUAGUCUCCUUUCAUUCUUUUCUGAGCACAGCCGGGAGGUUAUGAUUGAGAGAGAAUAGAAUUGGUACACAAAAUUUCUCAAUUUUGCUUCAGGUGAGUCUCCGUUUCCUUGUAGCAUCUAUUCCUGUUUUAUCUUCUGCCUUGCUACCACUAUCUUGAGUACAAAGCAGGUUCUGACCCAUCUCUCAAACAUGCCUUAUGUACAGGGGCCCAGCGACUCCUAAGAAAACCAAUGCUGAGCUCAUUGGAAACGCACAGCUGUUGACUUAAGACAGGGAGACACCUUGGGGGCAACAUCUGUAACUUGGUGCAUUCAUGGAACCAGGGAUUUCAACCAAGCUUUCGCAUUGAGCCUUAGUCGUGCGUUUUUAAUUGUGAAUUUACCAUUGUCUGUAAAUAUAUAACGUGGACUUUAUAAUAUUUCAUUCAAUGUGUCUCCAAGCAGCAGGAAAUGUUGUGUAACCAAAAAAAAAAAAUGUAACCCACCAACCUAAAAACCCUGUGGCUGAAGAAAGAAAACAAGUGCUGUUCUUUCCUGCACUGGAUUCAUGUAUAUUGUCAUUCACAUUGAAUGAUACAAAUAAAUUCUUGGCUCUUGCAGCUGAGCACAAUGUCUAAAUAAAAAUUAGACAUAGCAUUUGGAUCAAUAAA